UCGGUAACAUCAAUAACGUUAACAUCUUUUUUCGAAGUGUAAAAUCGAAAAAUUCUAAUCCAUCAUUAGUGCACUACUACAAUGUGAACUAGUUGAACAAUUUUCAAUCAAUCCGUCAUCCAAAGCCACGCACGGGUUCACUCGAUGUCUCAAAUUGUUUGGAUAACUUUGUAAUCGACAAAUGCGCGACGAGUCGAAAUAUCUGAGUUAAAUCGAAGCCGCAAUCCGAUUCAACGGAUUGAACAAUUUUUUUUUCCAAAUGAUUUUAGGAAUCGGAAAAAAUAUAAUUUAUCCCCAAUGGAUCGCCGGUGCCGGAGUGAAUCUGCUGCUGAUUCACAUCGGAGUGAUGGGAGCCUGGACGUCUCCCACCCUGGCGAAACUGGCCGAGUCCGACUCGCCGAUUAAACUGAGCGUCGAGCAGGCCUCCUGGGUGGCGUCCUUCCUCAAUCUCACCCGAUGCUUCGGCGGCAUCAUCGGACCCGUCUGCGUCAACUAUCUCGGCAGCAAAAAAUCCAUCCUGAUCACGCUCUGCCCGAUUCUGCUGGGCUGGCUCCUGAUCACCCUCUCGGACUCGUUCGUCUGGCUGUACUUCUCGCGGCUGUUCAGCGGCCUGGGCCUCGGCAUGACCUUCAGCGUGUUUCCGCUCUACAUCGGCGAGGUCUCGAUACCCAGCAUCCGUGGCGCUCUCAUAUCACUGGCCACCCUGGGGGCGCCCGUCGGCCAGAUCCUCGCCACUCUCUGCGGCUCUCAGCUCAGCGUGAACGAGGCCGCCUACGUCUAUCUGUUUUUGGCCAUCGUCACGACGGCCCUGUUCUUCUGGCUUCCCGAAUCUCCUCAUCAUCUGGUGAAAAUGAAGAAGCACGACGCCGCACGGGAGUCCAUUCAGUGGUAUCGCGCCGGGCAGGGGGUCGACGACGAACUCGUCGCGGUGAUAAAGUUCGUCACGACGGACGGCGACAUGACUUUCAAGGAGAAAUUGCAGAGAUUCAAGACGUCGAAGCCGUUGCAAAGGGCAACGGCGCACAUAAUGGCGCUUUAUACUUUUGUCCUGAUCAGUGGCUCCAACGUCAUGAUGAUGUACAUGGAGCCGAUUCUACGAGACGCCAAUUUCAAUUUGACAGAUCCCUCGUUGUUCACGGUGUACAUCAACGUAAUAGCAACGGUAGCCGCGAUCGGCUCGAUAUUUCUCAUCGACAAAUGCGGUCGGAAAUUUUUGCUACUGGUCUCGAGCAUCGGUCUGUCGAUCUCGUUGAUCGGCGUCAUGACUUUUUUCAUCCUCGUCGACUUGAACGUGGACACGGUCCAAUGGCAGUGGCUGCCCGGCGUCUCGUUGCUCAUCUACAUGGUCUCGUUCUUCAUCGGUCUGCUGCCGGUGCCCAACGCCAUUCUCAGCGAAAUUUUCCCGGCCAACGUGAGGAGCGUGGCCUCGUGCAUAGCCGUGCUUACGGCCGCCUUCAUGUCCUUCGUGUCCAUUAAGUCUUAUCAGCCGAUGAUCGACGCCAUGGGACACAGCUACGUUUUUUUGAUUUACGCCAUUUGCACCGUAGCCAUUAUACCGUACUCGAUAUUUUUACUGCCCGAGACCAAAGGCAAGAGCUUGCAGCAGAUACAAGACGAGUUGAUGACUCAUUGAUUGUUAUUAUACUUUUAUGAUUAUAUUACAUGUACAGAA
Messenger RNA from Trichogramma pretiosum, 1672 nucleotides. RefSeq names its product facilitated trehalose transporter Tret1-like. The record is from RefSeq and is a predicted model, not a curated record. The coding region runs from base 260 to 1633 and encodes 457 amino acids. Gene Ontology annotation, cellular component: membrane. NCBI's taxonomy places the organism in Eukaryota, Metazoa, Arthropoda, Insecta, Hymenoptera, Trichogrammatidae. The transcript has 2 exons. Gene Ontology annotation, biological process: transmembrane transport. Gene Ontology annotation, molecular function: transmembrane transporter activity.